AUGCCGGACUAUCUGGGAGCUGACCAGCGCAAGACCAAGGAGGAGGAGGAGAAGGAAGACAAACCCAUCCGGUGUAAGUGGGACCGAAAAGUGUUUUCCAUUGGGGCCUACAGCUGUCUCUAAUGGACGGGUUUAGAACUCGGCCCAGAAUGUCCAGCCUGGCACCCCCCCCAGUGAGCAGAGACUUUAGUAUUGUCUUUGUUUUUUUUUUUUUUAUAAACCUAUUUUGCUUUUUAUUUAGAAGCCUGAUAAAUAAUGCAGAUGCAUACCAUGUUAUCAUAUGCACAUAGAGCCUAAUGCUGAAGUAAGCAGGGGACCCUGAUGAAGACCCCCCUCCCAGCAGCUUUGAUGUAAACAAUAAGAUAGAGCAGGGAAGGAUGCUCAGUAGGUGCCUUGUCAACUGCCAAGGCUGUUUAUGGGCUGCUGUUAGCACUAAUGUGGGUUAUGUACACCUUCAACAUCAGCUGUCAGGUUACAUAGUAUAUGUAGACAUAAAAUCCUGAACACGAAUUAGCAAAAACAGGGCGCCACAAUCACCAAGUAAAACUUUGUCUGGAUUGUGGCGCCCUGUUUUUCUGAUUCGUGUUCAGGAUUUUGUGGCUUUUUUGUAUGGAGGUUUUGGAGUGACCUCAUGACAGUGGCUUGCCUGCACUAGUUUAUUUCACCACCUACCCUUUUUUACGUUUUGGUCUAUAUGUAGACAUAAAAGAGACUCAAAUCGAGCCACUUCUUGCUGUUGAUCCGACAUAAUCUGAAAACCCCAAUUUAAAUAAUUUUAGAAUGUUGCCACACAAUGGGACAAAAUUCCUUCCUGGCGUUAAAGUGGAAAAUAAAAUAUUAUAUUUGCAUAAAACGCCAUGUAUCUGCAAAGCCAAAUGUUCUUUUUGCAAUGCUCAGGUGGCAUUUAAAAAACAAACAAACAAAAAAAACACCAUAACAAUUGCUCCCAAACCUGUGUUGGUGAUAUUUUGUUAAAUUAUUUUUUUCCUUUUUUUUUUUUUUACAGCACUCGAUGAAGGAGACAUAGCAUUGUUAAAAACCUAUGUAAGUCAAAGUGUUUUAUCCUGUAAAAUAAUUGAUUUCAUAUUUGUUCAAUUUGAAUAGAAAGCGGUAUUCUUAAGCCAUAUUGGCCUUUACUGAUUGUGUAUAAAUAGUGUUUUGUAUUUCCCCCAUUUAUUAUAGUGGCUAGCAAAGUACACUGACUGAUCUAUUUUCCAUUUUAUCAUAUCAUUGAAUAAUUCUUACUCUUCAGAGAUUUGUCCAAAUCCCAAGCUAAUAUCCCCUAUAACAUAAUUGGUUUCAUGGUCUGAGUUCUGUUUCUUCUUUAUCAUAUAUAGUACAUAUGUUCAAAAGUUAUAUAAUUGUUCCACUUUGCAGAUAAAAAAAAACUAUUUGCAUUUAGAAUUCAAUAAAACAAUUGCUUGAUGCCUUUUACAGGGACAGAGUACAUAUUCUCGUCAGAUUAAGCAGGUAGAAGAUGAUAUCCAGCAGCUUCUUAAAAAAAUCAAUGAGCUUACAGGUAUGUAUUCUUUGUUUUAUUUAGUUUAAAACUUUUGAUUCUAAGAAGUGUCUAUUCCGUGUUUCCCCUACCUAAAUUGUCCUAUUAUAUUUAAAUAAUUUAUUUCUCAUCAUCAUAUUUUGGUUUUCUAUUGCCGUAAUAUUUGUUUCUGUUUUUACUUGGUUAGCCCAAAACCAAUUUAUGUUUAACAAAAAAAAAGGUUAUUUAAUGUGGGAGAGGCUGAUUUCAUGCCAUCAAAAAUAUGAGCAAUGUGUCUGUAAAAGCUGUUACUUUUACAUAGUAUAUACUGAACCAACCAAGAAGCCUGUUGGAGUAGUGUACUAUUUACACAUAUAAAUGUACAAUUCUAAUUUUCAGGGAUUAAGGAAUCUGAUACAGGGCUUGCUCCUCCAGCCCUGUGGGAUUUGGCUGCUGACAAACAGACUCUCCAGAGUGAACAACCACUUCAAGUGGCCAGGUAAAAUCUUCAUAAAAUGGGUGUUUUGGAGAAUUCUUGCAUAAUAAUCAGCUCCAGGGUGUCACACAUUUUUAUGAUGUAGAAUUAUAAAGCAGUCUGCAGUUAAUAUCUUCAGAUCUGAAUGCCUUGCAUAGUUUGCAGGAGUGUGUGUGUAGACGUUGGUUAGGUGGCCUUUGAAUGUAUGACAAUAGAUAAAGAUGUUAAUAAUAAUAAUUUUUUUUUUUUUUUUUUUUAAAGCACUAUAAUUGCACAGCACAUAUGAAGCCUACUCUAUAAUUAUUCAUAGGAAAUAACAAGCAAUUUAAAUCUUUUUUGAGUAGAUUGUGUUAGCCGUUUCUUAUGUGUAUGUUUAUUAUUUAUUUGUUUUGUUUAGAUGUACAAAAAUAAUCAAUGCUGACUCAGAGGAUCCAAAAUACAUUAUCAAUGUCAAACAGUUUGCCAAAUUUGUGGUUGACCUCAGUGAUCAAGUUGCUCCUACUGACAUAGAAGAAGGCAUGAGAGUUGGGUAAUUAUUACAUCACAUUUUUAUGUUAAACCAGCCCCUUUACUUAUGUGUCAGUCUGUUUGCAGAAAUUUCACUUGCCCAAUUAUGUGACAUGAAAUAUUACUUGUUUAAAUGAUACAGGAUUGAAAAUUAUUGCGCUGUUCUUUAUCAAUUAAAGGGUAAACAAUCUGUCUCUGAACACUGAUAAAUAUAUAUAUUCCUUUUUCCUGCAGUGUGGACAGAAACAAGUACCAGAUCCAUAUACCUUUGCCUCCCAAAAUUGAUCCAACUGUAACUAUGAUGCAGGUAACUGAAAUCUUAAAGUUAUUGUUUAUUUAUUGAAAUUACGUGUAUAGCAUUUUUUCCCUUGGUCCAAAACAAGUCUUAUUUUUUUUUCAUUUUUGAUUCACCUUGGGACAAUAGCAUUUGGUUCCAUAAGAUUGGGUGGUGAUUUUAACCUAUUUGUACUGUUUUGCAUUGGCUUGGUGUUUUAAUUUAUGGUGGGAGCGAGGGUUGAGACAUUUUACAGCCAUAAUAAAAAGGGUAUAUUUAUUUACGAGAGAUGGACAGACCUUACAUUCUAAUAAACAGUGUCUGCAUUCAUGUACAGGUAGAAGAGAAACCUGAUGUGACUUACAGUGAUGUCGGAGGUUGUAAGGAGCAAAUUGAAAAGCUAAGGGAAGUGGUUGAAACACCCCUUCUUCAUGUAAGUAAAUGCAUGUAUAUGCUGCACUUGAUUUUGUCUGAGAUGUGAACAAGCAGAGUGCUAUUUUGAACUCUUCUAUUACUAAGUAUUCACCACAGAAUUUAGAAGGCAGAGUGUUAUAAUAUCAUAUAGAUGUUUCAAUUCUUUAAAGAUGCAUACUAUAUAGAACUGUGUAUAAUCUGUUCACUAUCAUAAAUGUAGCAACUUGUGAACUAAGAUCACAUCUAAAACAAUUCCUAACUUGGCCUGGGAAAUAAACAGCAGAGGUAGAUUACAAACUAAUGUAUUUCCUAAGAAAAACAUAAUUGAUAACACACUCUGUUAUUUUUAUUGAGUUGUGGACAUUGCAAAAGAAACAAGUACCAUUGCAUACACAUAACACAUCUGUUUUUGCUUCCUGUAGUGUAUAGACAAACAUGUGUUAUUUGAUAAAGAUAUAUCUUAAAAUGUCUAUUGGACACAUGUCAUGUAUGAAUGGAUUUCCUGUUUGUUUUGUAACCAUGUGGCCUCAUUUUCAUUUGUAGCCAGAGCGAUUUGUCAAUCUUGGUAUUGAGCCUCCAAAAGGAGUUUUGUUAUUUGGUCCCCCAGGAACAGGCAAAACACUGUGUGCACGUGCAGUAGCUAACAGGACUGAUGCCUGCUUCAUCAGAGUCAUUGGGUCAGAACUGGUCCAGAAAUAUGUUGGAGAGGUAAGAACUUUUUAUUUAUAUUGUCAUAACACAAUACAAAACACCUCCCUGUUUAGUGGAUAUAGCCAGGAGCUACUUAUUUUUAUUUAGAACUAGUAAAAGUAAGUUUUGUUUUUUUGCUUCUAGUUACAUUAAAAAUAUCCACCCACUUCAGCAUGAGAGCAGGGAAGUUAUAUCAUUUUCUAAUAACACACAGAGCAUGUCUCUAUUAGGGUUGUGCAUGGGUAAAAUUUUUGUUUUGUUAAUUUUAAAAUUUUGGUUUGUCUAAAAUUCUAAAAAUAUUGAUUCAAGCAAAUGUUAAUUUCCAGAAUUCAGAGAAUGGCUUUUCUGAAUUUUUCUCUGAGCUGUUUUAGUACAUGACUCCACAAUUUGGUAUCCAUACAUGGAAUUGCCAUAAUUAAAGGGUAUCAACUUAAGGACAUGUCUACUAAACAACUGGGAGAGCAAUGAAGGGUAUUUUUUUUUUGCAUUUUCAUUUGUUAGGUAGAUAACUCCCUAAUACGCUGUUAUUAAAACUAAUUGGAAAUAAUUUGUUUUCGACUUUAGUUCCGAAUUAUCUAGUUUUGUUUUCCAUUGAUUGGAAGUUUCAGAAUUACCGUGUUUGGCCAACAUUCAAUUUGAAAAGUAACAAAUUGCACGUUCUAGCCUCUAUAUAUCUGUGCUAGAUUAUGUUUUCGUUUUGCAUUUUUCCCGGAAGCUGUAUUAAACCUCAUGCAUGUCCUUUGUAGAACUGCAAACUUCAUUAGGAUCUUUAUUUACACGAAGCGCAGCACACUAUGGAGCAUAUUCUCUAGAAUAUAUGUAUUCUAAUUUGUUUUCCCUGUAGCAGUCAAAGAGGAAUAUUAAAACUAGUUCAUGUCAAUUGUAGAAUCGCAUGCUUUACCAUUCUUUUAACUUAAUUCCUGCAAACAUGUUUUAAGUCAUUCCAGUGUUAACCUGAAUACUACACAAAAGUGUAAAUCACUUUGUCUGCUGGUAUCUAACACCGUGUGGUUAUCCUUUCAGGGAGCACGCAUGGUGCGUGAGCUGUUUGAGAUGGCUAGGACAAAGAAAGCAUGUCUUAUUUUCUUUGAUGAAAUUGAUGCAAUUGGAGGUAUGUGAUCUCUAGUUGAUUAUCCCUUUUUUUACAACUUUGGUGUAUGUAAAAUAGAAAUGUUCUGAAUCCUCUCUCCAAUUUUUGCACAAACAUAGAUUUAUACCUAAGUCUGCUUUGAUCUGGAAUUUCCUUGUAUAGCUUCACAUUUUGAACAUCAUAAAAAUAAGUAUCUUGAUUGUUUCCUGUCAAGGGAAACCUUACAUCAUUGCAUAUGUAGGUAGCUCACACUUGCAUGCCACUUCUCUCCUGUGGGUUUACCAGGGUCAGUUUGCAUCAGAUGAUGAUGUGGGUUCUGUCAACAAUAGGUUUAAACUGGAAAGUCCUCUGGCAGUUUUCCAGACUGUUUUCUAGACUGGUUUAUAAAGGGUUAUUGUAAACUUCUGGGAUAUUGCGCUUGCAAUGCAGUGCACUGGGUGCAAGGGAAGUUGUUUUUGUGGCUACCACCAAAACCAUUUGCUGGAUCCUGUUCUGGUACUUUGAUCUGGCGUGAGCCCAUGUGUGUGCUGUACUCUUAAGCACUUGCAAGAGUACUACACUGUUUAAGAAGAAUCCCACAAGAUCGAGAGUCGCCAUAGACCAUGCCUUUUUUUCUUUUUCUGGGGGAUAUGACAAAACUUAAAAGGGAUAGCUCUGCCUUUUCUAUUAUCAUGUUGGGGGGGAAAAAUGUAUGAAAAAAAUAUUGCUUACUUUGUCUUGUGAUAUAUUUUGACUGAACUGGAAUUUCGGUGAAAUUCCAACACAGUCAAUGUGCGUAUUUCAUAAAGAUCUUAUCUUUCGGAAAUACUUAUUUGUUGCGGGAUGAAGGGGUUACAGAGCCGCUUUAAUUUAAAUCUCUUUUUUUGUAUUAGUACGGUUUGCCCCAAAUGCAAGUAAUGCUCUUUAUUUAAGUGAAGGGAAAAAACACAAAUUAUCCAUUUAAGUAAUUGUAAAAUCUGUCCAGAGUUUGAUAGAAUAUAUUGCUCAAGUUUAUAUUUGUCCUCCUGGAAACAUGGCUUGUUGGUAUUCAUAUAGAACUAGAGUUCACCAGUGUUUGAACAUUUUGCUUUUUUAUCCAAAUAAUACUGCUUUUUACCAUCUCUGCAUGUGCUUACAAGUCCUGUUAAUUUGUCAAAAUGACUAUCAGAUGGAUCACAUUGAACAUUUAGAUGAGUCUUAAAACUUGCACUAUUGGUGUGCAAACUGGUGGCUGACUUAAAGAAAAAAAAAGUUUAUAGUUUGCAUUUAAAAAAAAAAAAAAAAAAAAAGUUGUGUUGUGUUUGUAUUAAAUAUAAAGAAAAUAUUAUUUAAAAAAGCAUGUGACUUUUUUCUUUGUCUAGCUUAAGUAGAAAAAUAAUCAUCUCAACUCUCUUAAUAGGAGCUCGUUUUGAUGAUGGAGCUGGCGGUGAUAAUGAAGUCCAGCGCACAAUGCUGGAAUUGAUCAAUCAGUUAGAUGGCUUUGAUCCCAGAGGAAAUAUCAAAGUACUAAUGGCUACCAAUAGACCAGACACUUUAGAUCCUGCACUGAUGAGGCCUGGGAGACUGGACAGAAAAAUUGAGUUCAGUUUACCCGAUCUUGAGGUAAAAUUACUUUUAAAUAUGUCACAAUUAUAGCUCUCUCUAUGUAAAACAUAUUUUUAGGUGUCAUAAGAUGUUCUGAUUAUUAUUAAUGAAAUGGUAUUGCUUCCUACUGUUUUUGUUUUGCAGGGACGUACACAUAUAUUCAAAAUUCAUGCUCGUUCUAUGAGCGUUGAAAGAGAUAUAAGAUUUGAACUACUGGCCCGACUGUGUCCAAAUAGCACAGGUAUUGUAUUCAAAUUUGUUUAUAAAAGUGUUUUGCUAACUGAUUUAAUGUUCAUGAAUAAGAAGCAUAUAUAUUUAAUGUACUUUAUUUGAAAGAAGAAUGUCAUUCACGUUUAGUUUUAUGAAUUACUUGAGUGUUCAGUGCUUUUGGAUAUCAGAAUUGAACACUCCAAGCACCAUAACCACUGUAGUGGCACCAUAACCACUGUAGUGGUUAUGGUGCCAGCAUGGUGUAGAGCUGCACUACAGUAAGUCAAUGUUUUAGUACGGUUUGGAAAUGUAUCUGUGCCACCUGGGUGUCCAUGUCACAAACCUUCUUCUGCAGGAGCAAAAUAAUCUCUGUAGAAUAAAGCUCAACUGUUUCAGGGCUCUUCUCAGCCAAUGUAGCAUUCUGUUAUUCUCCAUAUCAAUUGUUUUACUGUGGCAAACUAACUUUAUCUCUCUUCCUGUGUAGGUGCUGAAAUUCGCAGUGUGUGCACAGAGGCAGGGAUGUUUGCUAUCCGAGCCCGUCGCAAAGUUGCAACAGAGAAAGAUUUCUUAGAAGCUGUUAAUAAGGUCAUCAAGUCAUAUGCAAAAUUCAGUGCUACUCCAAGAUAUAUGACCUACAAUUAA
Messenger RNA from Pelobates cultripes (western spadefoot toad), 7342 nucleotides. The record is from the annotation of a GenBank genome assembly. Lineage: Eukaryota; Metazoa; Chordata; Amphibia; Anura; Pelobatidae.